AUGGCGAGCCCUAUGACGCCAUCACACGUUGUUAUUGCUUAUGAUGCCACCAAGGACCGCGGUGGGCAUGAGCUUAAGCUCACCAUUGAUGCUGUGAGGUUGAGGGGUGACAUUUUACGUGCCGGCGACACCAUUGUUGUGCUUGGAGUCUUGCACAGGGUGGUUCACCCAAUGGGAUAUCAAGCGAAACCAUACCCAGAAUUCUUUGGAACAAGCUUUCGUGCAGUGGAGGAAGAAGUUACAAAGAAAGUUGACAUGUAUGUUAACAUGCUUCUUGAAAGUGCGGUGAAGUGUGAAGAUUAUGGGGUAAUAUAUUCACCAAGUGCUAAGCAUUACUUUAUCAACAUUGAAGUCAAAGUUACUGCUGGUUAUCCCAUCAAGCAGGUUAUCUUGCAAGAGAUAAUGGCCUGUAACGCAGCUUGGGUUGUACUUGAUAGGCACAUUAGACGGGAUUUGAGGUUCUACCUUAAGCAGAUACCUUGCAAGGUUGCGUUGAUUCAAGAUAGCUUAGCUGUGGAAGUUUUGAGACUUCAUACAACAGAUGAUACUGAUACUAUAGAACAUAAAACAUUCUUUUCUUUGUCCAAGCCUGUUCCACUAUCAAUUUCUCAGGCUAAUGGAAUCUUUGAGCAUCAGUGUUCUACUUUUCAAUGUGUCCAGAAACGAAAUAAAAGUUUCUCACGCCAAAGAACCUCAUAUGCGCCAAUUCUUUGUUCCAUCUGUGGAACGAGGACUGAAAUGUAUAUGAAAGAUUCUAUGACAUUUAGUUACUCAGAGAUACAGAUUGCAACAAAGGAUUUUUCAAAAGAAAACUUAAUAGGAGAAGGUGGAUAUGGUCAUGUAUAUAAAGGUGAGCUCAAGGACGGACGGGAGAUUGCAGCGAAGGUGCGGAAAGAGGCAAGUAAACAGGGAUUCAACGAAUUUCACUCUGAGGUCUAUGUCUUGAGUUUUGCACGCCACAAAAAUAUUGUAAUGCUGUUGGGUUAUUGUUGCAAGGAAAACCAAAAUAUCCUGGUGUAUGAGUAUAUUUGUAACAAAUCUCUCGAGUGGCACUUAUUUGAUGAUGAAGCAGCAGUUCUUGAGUGGCACCGAAGGUAUGCUAUCGCCCUUGGAACUGCUAAAGGAUUACGUUUCCUACAUGAAGAAUGUCGUGGAGGUACUAUUGUUCAUAGAGAUAUGCGACCAAGCAAUAUACUGCUCACACACGAUUAUGUUCCAAUGUUAGGUGAUUUUGGCUUAGCAAAAUGGAAGACCAAUGAUGAUCCUGAAAGUACAAGGAUACUUGGCACAUUAGGCUACCUUGCUCCAGAGUAUGCAGAGAAUGGUAUUGUUUCUGUAAGAACAGACGUAUAUGCAUUUGGCAUGACUCUGUUACAACUCAUAUCCGGGCGCAAGAUUGUAGAUGGAAAAGGAGAAGAACAAGGUGAAUCCCUGCGGCAGUGGGCCGAACCAUUAAUCCAUAGCCUAGCACUACAUGAACUCAUUGAUCGUCGUCUUGGUGAUUCAUAUGAUACAUACGAAGUGUACCUUAUGGCUAAAGCUGCAUAUGUAUGUGUGCAAGAAAGUGCUGAGAAGCGUCCAUCAAUGGGAGUGGUUGUACGUAUACUCGAAGGAGAAAAUGACCAUUUCCACCACCUAGGAGAGCACUUUGUACCUCAUUAUGGGAAGUGA
Messenger RNA from Fragaria vesca subsp. vesca, 1671 nucleotides. RefSeq names its product proline-rich receptor-like protein kinase PERK13-like. The transcript has 10 exons. Gene Ontology annotation, biological process: protein phosphorylation. NCBI's taxonomy places the organism in Eukaryota, Viridiplantae, Streptophyta, Magnoliopsida, Rosales, Rosaceae. The record is from RefSeq and is a predicted model, not a curated record. Gene Ontology annotation, molecular function: protein kinase activity; ATP binding. The coding region runs from base 1 to 1671 and encodes 556 amino acids.